Molecule: messenger RNA, 1811 nt
Organism: Zea mays
Lineage: Eukaryota; Viridiplantae; Streptophyta; Magnoliopsida; Poales; Poaceae
Product: RNA-binding (RRM/RBD/RNP motifs) family protein
Exons: 6
Coding region: 158-1399 (413 amino acids)
Biological process (GO): regulation of gene expression
Cellular component (GO): chromatin; nucleoplasm
Molecular function (GO): RNA binding
Source: RefSeq, marked provisional
CCCAAGUCCAGCACACACCCGAAGCGCCGCCGCUAGGGUUUGGUCCGACAGCCGCGAAACCUAGACUUUACUGCUCCGACAGGCUGCCAUUCACUAAUCUAGCUAGCUCCGGUUGGGAGCUAGGGUUUAGCUGAGCUUCGGGUCGCGGCGGUGCGGCAUGGCGGGGUACGGGGAAGAGAACCAGAACACCAUGAGCGGGUACGAGGAAGAGGAGGAAGAAGAGGUUGAAGAAGUCGAGGAGGUGUACGAGGAGGAGGAGGAGGAGGAGGAGGAGGAGGAGGAGGAGGACGGGGAGGGGGAAGCGGACGAGGGGGCUGUAGCCUCCGAGCCAGCGGCGAUGGCGGCCGAGACGAGAAGCGUUGUUGGAGGCCGGGGCUUAGCGAAGGCCGUUGGGAAUGUUGAUACCGGUGGCGAGGAUGGGAGGGAUGCAGAUUCCAGUGGCGGUGACGCCUCGGGGAAGAUUUUCGUAGGGGGUGUAGCUUGGGAGACAACUGAAGAAACAUUCACAAAGCAUUUUCAGAAGUAUGGAGCUAUAACUGAUUCUGUGAUCAUGAAGGACAAGCAUACUAGGAUGCCUCGCGGAUUUGGAUUUGUUACAUUUUCCGAUCCAUCUGUGCUUGACAGGGUUCUAGAGGAUGAACAUGUCAUAGAUGGAAGAACAGUUGAAGUCAAAAGGACUGUUCCAAAAGAGGAAAUGUCAUCGAAAGACGGUCCUAAGACAAAAAAGAUCUUUGUGGGUGGUAUUCCACCAUCUCUUACCGAAGAUAAAUUAAAGGAGCACUUCUCAUCGUAUGGGAAGGUGGUUGAGCAUCAGAUUAUGCUUGACCAUAGCACUGGACGCUCACGUGGCUUUGGAUUUGUCACAUUUGAAAGCGAGGAUGCUGUUGAAAGGGUUAUGUCAGAGGGGAGAAUGCAUGAUCUUGGAGGGAAACAGGUUGAAAUUAAGAAAGCUGAACCAAAAAAACCUGGUGUGGGUGAUUCAAGCUCAAAUGGAAGACACAGUCGUGGUGGUGGUCAUCGUGAUUCAUACCGUGGUAGUGGUGGCAAUGGCUUUUCUGGGAACAGCAGUGGUGGUGGCUAUGGAUACAGUGGUGGCUACCGAUCAACUGCUGCAGCACAUUAUGGCAGCACAGCAUAUGGUGCCUAUGGCAGAGGGUAUGGAUACGGUGGUACUGCUGGCUAUGGCUUAGGUUAUGGCUCUGCAUAUGGUGGCUCCAUGUAUGGAGGUCCAUAUGGUGCCUACGCGGCAUAUGGUGGUGCCUAUGGAGGUGGUGCAUAUGGUGCUCCAGGAGGGUAUGGCGCGGGAGGAUAUGGCAGCUACGGUGGGGCUGGAGGCAUGGGUGGUGGUGGCAGCGCUGGUGGUCGGGGCUCCAGCAGAUACCACCCUUAUGGAAAAUGAUAAUCCAUUCACUGCCUUUGCCUUCCUCUAGGAUCUGAUAAUAAAGCUAUACAUUCCCACCGAGAAAAUGGAACAUUCCAUUCACCUUGUUGAAUCAGCGGCAUCUGAACAUUUUUUUCCUGGAACAAAGAUUCUAGUCUGUAGUCGCUGAACCCUGAACUGCCUCAUCCCACCCCCACCCCCUGAGCUUUCUGUAGAAGGUGCAGCUCAAAUUCUCGUAGGCAUGAGCCUUAGAAGACCCUUGAAACUACAAGCUUUGUGGUAACAAUAUGGUGUCAUGGAACAUAUGUAUUUUGAUGUAAAACAUUCGCUCACUGACCAGUGACUUCGCCAUCUCUGCUUAUGUAUGUAGAGAAGCUUAGCAAAGGAUUGGACUGAUACUAUUGAAUUGUGUGGGUUUCUAUUUGUCUCC